AUGCCCGGCGGGGGUUGGGUGGCAGCGACCAGAUGUCCUGACAGUGGGCCCCGGGCCACCAGGAUGCCGACAGACGACGACUAUGGCCGAAGAGAUCGUCUCCUGUUGCACCAGCACCCGAUCGCGCAGUACGGGUCCUCGUCAUCCCCGCUUCCCGGAUCGAGCGCGCCGAAUUCCGGCGGCGUGGGGACCCAGAUUGGUUCCAGCAAUCCCAGUGAUUGCUUUAAGCAGCAAGCACAGCAAUCGUCCGACUUGCGUUCGGUCACGAGUACAGCAAGUCAGUCGGGUCAAGAGCGUCACCAGUCGGACCAGCAGACCCAAAGCAGCGAGCAUGUCGGGACCCGAAUGGUUGAUCGGCACGAGAAAUCCGCGGAGAAGUCUACGAUCGACUUCUCCAAGUGCGGAGAGGGCCGUCCGUCGAAUUGCGAGCGCUUUGGGCAUUAUCAGGCCCAAAGCGGCGAGCAUGUGGGGGGGCGAAUGGGGAUUGAGCGGCAUGAGAAGGCCGUGGACAAGUCUUGCAUCGAUUACUCGAAGUGCGGAGAGGAUCGCCAGCCGAGUUGCGAGCGUUUCGGACAUUAUCAGGCCCAAAGCGGCGAGCACGUGGGGAGUCGGUUGGGGGCCGAGCGGCACGAGAAAUCGUCCGACAAGUCAUCGGUCGAUUUCACCAAGUGCACCGCUGACGGUCGACAGUCGAGUUGCGAGCGUUUCGGGCAUUAUCAGACUUCGUCGUACGGUCAGUCCUCGUUGCAGGGGCACUACGGCGGCGCGCACGCCGGCGCUGAUCGUUUCGCGCGAUUCAACGACCUCAGCGCGUUGCACGGCGAGCAACGGGCCCCGAACGAUCGUUACUCGGUCUGCAACCCGGAGCUACGCUUCGACACGACCGGCACGAGCGGGUCCGGCGAGUACGCGAACGCGAACGCGCUCGCGGGCUCUUUCGCUUCGGAGACGUUCCCAUCGCCGCCGUCGCCAGCACCGGCGAACGACCGCUUCGUCCCACCACCGCCAUUGUCGCCCAGUCCGAGCGAGAAGUACGCCUCGAGCCAGAGUCUGGCUGGUUACCCUUCUGCUGAUCGCAUUUUGCCCCCCAAUUCUCCGGGGCCCAAGUACGGCGCCGAUGGUGCCGCUGCAGCAUCGUCGAUGCCCGCCAAGGAGCGCUUUGCCUCCGCCGAACGGCUGCUGGCCAAUCAGCAGUCAGCCACAGGCGACGCUAAGGAUCAACAACGCUACUCUGGAACACCUGAUCGCCUGCUCUCGGGAUCCUCUCCGGUCCUGGGCGGACUUCAGGCUGGACUUCAAACGGGGCUCCAGGGCAGCGCGGUCUACGCCAAAGAUACCCGCUACGCCGCCAUUUCCGCGGACAGGAUAUUAUCCGCCUCGCCGAUACACGCUCCGGUGCCUGAAAGAUUCGUUGGGAAGUCGGAAAGGUAUUUGGGCGAGUCGCCCAUUCACGAUAGGUAUCCACGACAGGAUCCACCAGCGACAGCACAUCAUGAGCGGUAUUCGACGAUGGCGGCGGCCACCGAGAGGUUCCUCUCGAAUUCGCCUAAUCCUGAGAGCACGCAUCAGCGUUAUUCAUCGUCAGACCGCUCGUCACUUCAAACUUCCUCUAGUAGUACCGAGCAAAAUCGACGUCUCUACACCGACAGAGGGGUCGAGACGGUUUGCCAGAAGUAUACCGAUCGGGCCAUCGGCUCGCCAGCGUCCGCCGACUUCGGUCGGUACUCCGGUUUCCCGGAGGUCGGCAGUCAGACGCGAUACGUGUCCAGCAACGACCGUUUCAACGACCUCGCUCUACAGCGUUGUAGUCAAUCGCGGUCGAUCGACAGGUUCUCCAGCGAUCGAUACUUGGCCGGAUCGUCGCCGGCGCACGACGGUAGGCUGUCCAGUGCCGAGACGCCGCGCUACAUCGUCUCCUCCACCGAACGUCUGCUGGCGCCGACAUCCUCUUCGUCGUCCUCCUCAUCAGAGACUGGCUCCAGAUAUCACUCGCCCUACACAACGACUACCGGCACCCAAUCAUCGGCCUCCAAUGAGCGCUUUGCGUCAAUCUCGCCGACGUCCGAAGCGUCGUCGAACGUUCACCGCGGCAUUGGUAACGGCGGCUAUCAGAACACGAAGAGCACCGUUGACAAGUAUCUGGUCUCGAAGUCAGUUCAGAGCAGCUACGAUCGCUACUCGGUCGGCAGUCAGAACGACCAGUUCAGCCAAGACCGAUACUUCACCUCCGGCGGUAAUGGCGACCGAUUUCAGACUACUUCCGGAGCUGACCGCUUUCACGCUCCUUCUGAUCGCUAUUCGCCGGCACGCAGCGUCGCCGAUAAAUACCUGUCCCUGCCGAAGCCUAAGGACAGGUAUACCGGUCGCAUAACACCCAUCUCUUGCGCCACCGCCGUCGCGACGUCCACCGAUCGCACCUACGGCUCGUCCAACGUGAGCUACGUGCCCCCAACUGCGCACACCCCAGUAGAACGAUAUGUGCCCCAGCCGCCUCCCGAAGUGCUCUAUCCAGAUAGGUACGUGGAUAGGUAUGUGCCGCCCGGGGCGCACACGCCGACCGAUCGAUACGUGCCUACAAGCGAUCCAGGUGAUCCAUACAUGCGUCGCGACCUUGGCUUUCAUCACCACUACCGGCUACCGCCGCCCGCCGGUUAUCCGUACCAGUCGCACUUCCGGUUCCGCGGGUUCGCGUACGCUACGUCCGGUCGGCUGGGCGGGAGUCCUGGGUCCAGCAGCUCCAGCAGCACGACGUCCAAUCAGCGCGAGACGUUCGCCACGUCGCCGUUGCUCAGGCCCAAAGUGCGUGCUUCCGCGGUCGAAUUUGGCGCGACUACAGGCACUGCCGCCGCCUGUUGCGGAGACGUGUCCGCCAACGGCAGAGCCUGCUGCCAGAUGAGGAGGUCCCUGCCACCUGGCACACUACCGGCGAUACCCACACAGACUUCGUCAUGGCAACCAUCGCCGAGUUCCGGUACGACCGGCACCUCGACGGUAUCGUCGACGACCGGGGAUGGGGACGCGGCUCAGAGCAUCGGAAUGUACCCGGUGGGCGCCGCGACAUCGUCAGCCGCGACGACGGCGACGCCGGUGACGACGGCGUCGGCGACCGUGCCGCUGGCCACCUCCGGCGCCGCCGCCGGAAGUGCCGGCAUCGCCAGGAGCGUUUCCGCGCCGAGCGCGCCGCGACCGGUCGUCCAGGUCAGCAGCUCCUCGGCGAGCGCCUCGGCAGCGCAACGGCCAAGGCUAAGGAGAAAUCAGAGCCGCACCGAGGCCAUCCGGAAUUAUAUUAAACGCGAGACAGCGCAGUUCUUCGGGGUCGACGAGGAAUCGGAGGCCUCGGAGAAGCAGAGAUGGCUGGACCGACGGCGACGCAUGGCGUCGAGGAAGUACGGCGCACUGGUACCGGAACACAGGCCGCCGGAUCCGGACAUCACCCGGGACGUACCGGACACGACCGAGACACCGGAAGGUGUCAUUCUCAGACGAUGGCAGCAACCAGUACGGCGGAAAGAUUCUGUAGCGAGGAUGACGCUGUCGGGUCUUCAUUACAUCGUCGAGUCACUGUCGAGGCAGCGUCCUCGUGAGCGCUCGCAAUCACGCCCGGAGUCGCGCAGCUUCCCGCCGAGCACGAUCACGUAUAUAUCGAGAGCGGAACGUUUUACUCGAGGGCCCGAGAGCAGCCAGGAUGAAGAUGAGGCCUUCUUUGAGAGGCCUCCACCGCCACCGCCGCCCCUUCCGUCCGCGCCGUCAUCUCAACAGCCGCAGACGCAAAUCGAUCAGGCCUCCAGCGCAUUGGUCAAGGACGAAGAGGUCGGCGUUAAAAUAGCGGAUAUUCUCAACAGUGCGCAGGAUCGCGAGGGGAUUAGUACCGAGGAGUUAGUCGGAUUUGCAACACAGCAAAAGGAUGAUAGAACGACGAUCGACGGACAAGUCAGACGACCCCGUUCGCUCACGAGGGACCACUAUAUUUCCAGAAAAACAAGUUGGAGCAGGUCGAAGUACGACGCGCCUCCGGUGGAGAGUACGAGGGUGCCACAAGAGGAGGGAGUGACUCUCCGCGGCCGGGAGAUAGCCGGGGCCACGAGGAUCUCCCGUAGCACGAUCGAUCGUGUCUUCGACAACAGCAAUCGGCGGCGAUACGGGAUGGGCAUUGUCGGUCGCUUCUUCGGGCGAUCUUUUCGGAAAAGCGUCGCGCACAAACCGGACAUAAAGAAGCAGUUGGACAAUUUCGAGGAUCACCGACCGUAUUUCACGUACUGGAUCACUACUGUGCAAGUAUUGAUUUUGAUAAUAUCGCUGGCGUGUUACGGAUUUGGUCCCGUCGGGAUGGAUCUUACUCAUCGAUCUGGAUUGGUUCUCGUAACAAGUCUGUCGUUACAACAAGUCGACUAUCAGGAACCCGCGAACUUCUGGCUGGGCCCUAGGGCCGCUGAUCUGAUCCACCUUGGCGCCAAGUUCGCACCGUGUAUGCGUCGGGACAUCAAGAUCCUGAAGGAGAUCGACGUGUGGCGGGAAAGAGAGCGGGAUACCGCAUGCUGCAUCAGGAAUGACGAUUCUGGCUGCGUACAGUCCAGCAAAGCAGAUUGUUCUAAUACAAUAUCGACCUGGAAGAAAUGGGGAUCAUCUGGGGAGAGCGGGCCUGGCGGCCGCAUCAGUGGGUCAGUUUGCGGAUUAGAUCCGAAGUUCUGCGACGCCCCGGCGAGCAUCGCGCCUUACGAAUGGCCGGACGACAUCACCAAGUGGCCAAUCUGCCGGAAAACCAAUCCCUUUAGCCAACGCUUUAGCAAAAACGGGGGUCAACGGGGCAACGCCAACUUUCCCAUCGGCCGUUAUAAGGACAAGAUGGCGGAGCAUAUGGUGUGCGAGGUAAUUGGCCACCCGUGUUGCAUCGGAAUUCACGGGAUGUGCCGGAUCACCACGAAGGAAUACUGCGAUUUCGUUCACGGUUACUUUCACGAGGAAGCGUCCCUGUGCUCCCAGGUGGAGUGUUUGCACGAUGUCUGCGGAAUGAUACCGUUCCUACAUCCAGAAUGGCCGGACCAGUUCUACAGACUCUUCACCACCAUCUUUCUUCAUGCCGGAAUCGUCCAUUUGAUAAUUACGUUGCUGAUCCAAUAUUUUCUGAUGAGAGAUUUGGAAAAACUGACUGGCUCGUUGCGCAUCGCUUUGAUCUACUUUAUUGGUGCUCUUGCUGGGAAUUUGGCCAGCGCAAUUUUUGUCCCUUACAGGGCAGAAGUUGGUCCAGCUGGCGCACAUUUCGCUCUGCUUGCCACGCUAGUGGUCGAAGUGCUGCAUUGCUGGCCGAUGCUGAAGCAUCCGCGUCGCGCACUGUCCAAGCUGAUCCUGAUCUUGCUGGGGCUGCUGACGCUGGGUAUCCUGCCGUGGAUAGACAACUAUGCACAUCUGUUCGGCUUCAUCUUCGGCUUCUUGGCGGCCUACGCGCUAAUGCCGUUUAUCUCGUUCGGCCAUUACGACCGUAGGCGGAAGAUCCUGCUGAUCUGGGCCUGCCUGAUCCUAAUUGUGGGCCUAUUCGCCCUGCUGCUCGCCCUCUUUUACAACGUGCCGGUGUACGAGUGUGAGGUGUGCAAACUGUUCAAUUGCGUGCCGUUCACCCGCGACUUUUGCGCCUCCCAGAACAUCAAUUUCAAGCGGGAGGAGCCGGUAUGACACACGGGGCCGCGGUUCACAGUCGAGCGCGAAAUUGUUCCGCUCGGCCCCCGACCUCACGCUCCUCAUCGCGCGCAUCACUACAAUGUUACGCCAUUACCGUUCGCCGCGCUCGUCCUGACGACGCUCCUCGUAGACUCCCAAAGACGCGACUGAAGCCGCAAGAUCGGUCAGCUAAAUAAAAAGAAAAAAGACUUUUUGAAGGAUAACCACAGCUCGAAAUCUUCGAAAUCGUCGAAAGCCUUAACUGUACGAAGUUGAAGAAAGUUUUCAGAAAAACAAUCAGAAGAGAAAUUUGUUGGAUCUCUAAAGAAAUAUUGAAAAAAGGAUACACACGAUUUCUUAAUUCUUUGAGGAAAUGCAAAAUUUUUGAGGAAGCUAAAUAUACAAUAAAAUUUUUUUUAAUUCUUGAAGAAGUUGGAGGAAGAUCAGUAAAUAUUUCGCCCCGUUUUAGCUAGAAGAAAUAUAAAAAAAGUUGUUUCUUCAGUUUAUAAAAAGAUUAAAAGAAGAACACAAAUAAAUAUUUUUCUUCAUUGUAGCUACAAAAAAAAAAUGAAAUCUCAUUAUAGGAAAGAAAUAUAGAAUUUCUGAACAAGUUAAAAAAGAUAGAUAAGAAUGAUUUCUCCUCGAUAAAACCGAAGGAAGAAUGAAAAUAAACGUUUCUUUGGCCCUCAAUCGAUACUUGAUGAUCUCAUCGAGCUUCGAGGAUCAUCAGAUUUGCGUUGUCCUAGUUGCAAGAUUGCGGAAAGCAAACUUUAAAAACAAUCCU
Messenger RNA from Wasmannia auropunctata (little fire ant), 6436 nucleotides. It is a transcript of the gene rho-5, whose product is annotated as inactive rhomboid protein 1. The coding region runs from base 1 to 5667 and encodes 1888 amino acids. The record is from RefSeq and is a predicted model, not a curated record. Gene Ontology annotation, molecular function: serine-type endopeptidase activity. Gene Ontology annotation, cellular component: endoplasmic reticulum membrane. Gene Ontology annotation, biological process: regulation of epidermal growth factor receptor signaling pathway; regulation of protein secretion. The transcript is spliced from 18 exons. Lineage: Eukaryota; Metazoa; Arthropoda; Insecta; Hymenoptera; Formicidae.